This is a messenger RNA of Oppiella nova, 603 nucleotides long. NCBI's taxonomy places the organism in Eukaryota, Metazoa, Arthropoda, Arachnida, Sarcoptiformes, Oppiidae. The record is from the annotation of a GenBank genome assembly.
AUGUCGGAAUCAAACCCCAAAAGCGAUCCCAUCGUCGCCACCGAAGAUGUCUCGCAAUCGUUGGUCUCUUUGCUCUUCGGUUCGCCCGUCAAUACAGUCCUCACUCUUGUGAUCGGUUUUCUCGUCUAUAAACUCAUAUCCCGAGGACGACAGCGACGGAACAGAUCCGACUCCGAGGAAGAGGUCUUCAAACUGCCCGAACCGCUGCCGAAACACGACAUGACUUUGGAUGAGCUGAAGAACUACGACGGGAAGGGCGCCGACAAACGCAUCUGCAUUGCAAUCCUCGGCAAAGUGUACGACUGCACCAAAGGUUGUCUUUUUUGCCAUCGCUUCUACGGUCCGGGCGGUCCGUACGCGCCUCUGGCCGGACACGACGCCACCCGCGCUUUGGCCCACUUCGACGUGGAGGCCGUCAAAGAGGAAUGGGAUGACGUCUCGGAUCUGACGCCGUAUCAGAUGUCGAGUGUCAACGAAUGGAAGGAACAGUUCUCCGAGCGAUACGAUUACGUCGGAAGACUUGUGAGGGAUUCGAGCGAAAAGCAGGACUCCAUUGGAGAGGAGGACGAGGAGGAAGUGGUCGACGAGAAGACCGAAUCCUAA